UUAACCUACGGAAGACGUCAUGCUGAUGUCUUGAGCUGAGGGAGACUUCAUCCUUAACCUGUCACUCAUCCAUCCGUGUUAGUUAUUCCACACCUGGUCCAGCCUCCACCAGUUACAGAGCACCAACAGCAACCACCACCAACUCCACCUUUUCCCCACCCCCCUCCUGCCCAGCCUGCCGUCACCAUGACGUCGGAGCUGGAGAGUAGCCUGACCUCCAUGGACUGGCUUCCUCAGCUGACCAUGCAGGCAGCCAUCCGCAAGGCAGAUGCCCAGAAUGUACACGGGCCAGGCAUGGGCAAGAAGAGUACCCUACUGGAUCCUAACACCACAUUGGACCAGGAGGAGGUGCAGCAGCACAAAGACGGAAAGCCGCCCUACAGCUACGCCAGCCUCAUCACGUUUGCCAUCAACAGCUCGCCAAAAAAGAAGAUGACUCUGAGUGAGAUCUACCAGUGGAUCUGCGAUAACUUUCCCUACUACAGGGAGGCAGGCAGUGGCUGGAAGAACUCAAUACGGCACAAUCUGUCAUUGAACAAGUGUUUUCUCAAAGUGCCUCGCUCCAAAGAUGACCCAGGAAAGGGCUCUUAUUGGGCCAUCGACACCAACCCAAAGGAGGACGCCUUGCCUACACGGCCAAAAAAGAGGCCGCGGUCAGGAGAGCGGGCUUCUACGCCGUACAGCCUGGAGUCGGAGUCUUUGGGGAUGGAGUGUAUGAUCUCUGGAAGUGCCUCUCCAACACUGGCAAUCAACACUGUGACUAACAAGGUGGCGUUGUACAACACAGACCAGGAAGGGAGUGAUAGUCCAAGAAGCAGCCUUAACAACAGCCUGUCUGAUCAGAGUCUGGCUUCCGUCAAUCUCAACAGUGUUGGCAGUGUUCACAGCUAUACACCGGUGACCAGUCACCCAGAGCCUGUGUCCCAGUCUAUGAGCCUCCAGCAGCCCCCACAGUCCCAGUACAACAUGCCAGACAGGGACAAGCAGCUCCUGUUCUCUGAAUUUGAAGAUCUCAGUGCCUCCUUUCGCAGCCUUUACAAGUCCGUUUUUGAGCAGUCCUUCAGCCAACAAGGUCUGAUGGGCAUACCGUCAGAUUCCUCCCAGCAGACCCACACCUCGUGCUCCUAUCAGCACUCCCCCGGUGGCAACAUUAGCACUCAGAACAGCAUGUCAAACAACCAACCCAACAGCCACCCCAACAGCCACUCCGCCAACAGUGGCCAGGUGCCCCUGUCCCAUCCCGCCCAAGCCCACCCAGGCCACGGCUCGCCCCACGCACAGCACCUCCCGCAGCACGGCGGUCCCCACAACCAACACACCCAGCACAGCCAACACAGUCAGCACCCCCAGCACGCUGCGCACUCUCAGCACGGGCAGCACCCAUCGCAGCACCCGUCCCAUGGCCAGCACCCACAGCAACACACGCCACACCCCUCCCAACACACGCAGCACAGCCAGCACCCUGCUCAACACGGACAGCAGCAUCAGAGCCUCUCCCACCAGCCCCAUCCUACCCAGCAACAGAUGGCCUGCAACCCAGGUUUACUGUCUGACUGGUACCCAAAUCUGGAUGCACUGAAAGAAAGCUGUCGUAUUGCUAGCAGCUAUAACUGGGCUGAUGUCGACCUUUCACCUUUCCAAGGAUUGAGAGAGAGUAUGAGACAAGCGGAGUUGAACAACUGGUCCCUGGAACCCACCCAGAUUGCCGACCUCUGCUCGUCCAUCAACCAGUUUUUUGCUCGCACCGGUGUAAUCCAGCCACAGGGGGCAGUGCAGCCUCCUGUUUGUCAUGGCUCCAUGCUCCCCAACAAACCCAGCCAGCACCUCAACACAGGAAAUCUCUACAUGGACACCAGACAGAGCAUGUCCAUGAUGGGUCCUCCAGGAUAUCCCCACAUGCCACACAGCGCAGGACCCACAAUGACAGGACACCAUGCACAGAUGAACCAGCAGCACAUGAUACCUACCAGAAACUUCCAGAUGCAUCGCAUGCCAGCUGAUGACAUCCAGGAUGACUUUGAUUGGGACUCCAUUGUCUAGCCCCUAGACCUCCUUUUGCAAAACAAAAGGGAGCGAGGAGAGAAGGUGGAAGCCAGGCUGAGCUGAAAGGCCGCAGGAGGAGUAGGAGGCCACUGUGGGGGGGGUGCAGAAGAACAUUUGACAAGCUUUGGAGAAAGACAGACUUCAGAGUCCUGACAUUUUUACAAAAGCAAAACAUAACAUAGAAAAUGUUACUUUGAAGACAAUCAUAUUUAGUCGGACACGUUAAAGUGAUUGCUUAUCUACUUGCCCAGAGACAAGUAGAACACAUUCAUGUCUAAACCACAUGCUCCUCAGCUCCUCAGCCAGCCUUCUCCCCGUCCCUAGCCAGCAGCCUUCCAAAGUCCGAACCCCUCCACCCAAAUCCCUGCUCCGUAACCGUUAUGUGAUUUGAGCGACGUGUUCAGCUUGUAAUUCUUCUCGUGUUGACAUUGGCCUCAGCUGCCUCUUGGAUGAGUUUCUCUCUUUAAAAAAAAGAAAAAGAAAAAAAAAAGAAAUUUUAUUUCAAUUUUUUGUUUUUAAGAAACACAGGCUGAUUCUGUGAGUAAUGUGAUGGUGCUCGUUUGUCACAUUUGGGAGAAAGUGGGCCCCACUGUGGCUGAAUUGGUGGUAAAGUCAGGUUUACAAUAACUUUGAACAGGGUGUUAAAUGUUUAAGCAGGCUUGAAAUUAAACAAACCGAGAGAGAAAGGGAGAGCAAGAUGGCAGAAAGCAUGGUGAUCUGUUUGCAUAGCCAGCCAACGUGAUCAAGCUCACUGCAACAGACUAGUUAUGGGAGUACAGCAACUUGGUUUUCUCUGUAUUCUGUCUCAAGCACUUCCAGAUGAGUAAAUACGAUGGGUCUGAGAAGAAGGUGAAGGCAGGAAUUUCUUUUUGUCUUUUUAAAUUCUUUAAACCAAAAGUAACGUGAGGUUUUGGUUCUCUGUGUGCAUCAUGUCUGUUAAUAAUUGUUUAACGUAAAAUACUACAACAAAUUCACAUUUUUAAGCUAGUUUUAAUGGUAAAGUUCAUUAGUUUUAGGUGAGUAGCCUAUUGAUCAUUAAACAAGCCACCCUCAUUCAGAGACUAUGAAAUAAUUUGCAAUAGAGUCUGAUGGGCCAGUAUUAUCGGCUGAUCAUCUUAUUACCAAUAUAUCUGUAUGAACAUAUACAGUAUGUCAGAUAAUAAGCAAUAAGUUACUGUCGAGAAAUGUCAGAUAUUUCUGAGAUAGAUUGAUCAUUUAGAAACGUUGUUCCUAUUACACAGUAGGCCAGAGAGCACUGACAAGUUUAUUUGAAACUGUUAUUUGUCCUGAUCCGCAAGUAUCAUGGUCACAAUUUUAGAGAAUCUAAAAUGU
Etheostoma cragini (Arkansas darter) is the source of this 3375-nucleotide messenger RNA. RefSeq names its product forkhead box J3 (gene foxj3). Gene Ontology annotation, biological process: regulation of transcription by RNA polymerase II. The record is from RefSeq and is a predicted model, not a curated record. Gene Ontology annotation, molecular function: DNA-binding transcription factor activity, RNA polymerase II-specific; RNA polymerase II cis-regulatory region sequence-specific DNA binding. Lineage: Eukaryota; Metazoa; Chordata; Actinopteri; Perciformes; Percidae. Gene Ontology annotation, cellular component: nucleus. The coding region runs from base 187 to 2040 and encodes 617 amino acids. The transcript has 11 exons.